Amphimedon queenslandica is the source of this 378-nucleotide messenger RNA. Its product is annotated as protein qua-1-like. The record is from RefSeq and is a predicted model, not a curated record. The transcript is spliced from 2 exons. NCBI's taxonomy places the organism in Eukaryota, Metazoa, Porifera, Demospongiae, Haplosclerida, Niphatidae. Bases 1 to 378 code for a protein of 125 amino acids.
AUGGCUGACGGAGAAAUUGGGCAAGACGGUGACAGAGAUUCAGCACUAGCUGGCCUUUUUGGUCAAGUCACUAUGAAUUCAAACCCACCUACACCUCGGCAGCAGCAGCAACAAUUUGAAAAUCCACUGUCUCUACCACCUCUUCCUGUCAAUCAUAACAACGAUCCUGAUAAAAGCCAAGGAAGUGGUAAUGGAGGAGGUGGUCUUGCUGUUCAGGAUGAUGUGGGAGGGGUUGGCGAUGGUGGGAAUAAUAAUAAUGGUGGGAGAGAAGAGGAUGAGGAUCAUGAUGGUAGAGGACUGAGAGGAGAUGGUGACCAGACAAUUAGGAGAGGACAGGGCAGGGGGGAAGAGGCAGGGGACGGGGUAGGUGGGGGAUGA